This is a messenger RNA of Coniosporium apollinis CBS 100218, 1950 nucleotides long. RefSeq lists its product as uncharacterized. Lineage: Eukaryota; Fungi; Ascomycota; Dothideomycetes. The transcript has a single exon. The coding region runs from base 1 to 1950 and encodes 649 amino acids. The record is from RefSeq and is a predicted model, not a curated record.
AUGAGGAAACCCACGGUAGUGGAAUCUACAGCUGUUGCAAAGCCCGAUGCCAAGGGCCCCAAGUCCGAUGUCGCCGAAGUAUCUAAGAAGGAAGACGUUUCACAGCCGGAGCCCACGACAGGGCCGAGCAAGCGGCAGCACCCAGGGAAAUUAGACAUCAAUGCCGCAACGCAGAGCACGAUAAAGGAGAGUGCAUCAGACUCAGCCAAGGCAGAUACGCCUGCCACAAAGGGUGCAGUCAUGUCGGCCACACCCUCAGUCCUUUCACGACCUACGACUCCAGCAGCGAUAGCUACCGGGUCACCGAUGAAGCGUACAACGGCACCUCGGACGCUUCGCGUGCUACCCACGCCGACGCCGAAGACUGAGGCGCCGCCUCCACUGUCCUCCGCCUCUGCUCAACAGCCCCCUUUGCCGGCCGUGAUAUCGACAAGGCUGCCUUCCCGACAACCGAGUAUUGCGUCCGUCAACCUGCCCGGCACGCCCGCGAGCGAGCUAAUCUCAGAUAACGCGUCAGUCACUUCUGCUUCAGUCUCUCGUGCGAGCUCGCCUCCGCCCAUGCUAGGAGGGAGAGUUGGCUCAGCGCCCAUCAGGAAGAAGACAAAAAGCCAAGCGAAGAAAGAUCGGCAAGAACGGGCAAAACAGAUUCAAGAAGAGAAAGACAAAGAGCUCGCCGAAACUGCUGAGACUCCGGUUGAAGAGGAAGUAGAGCACGCGCCGAUCAUAGGCCGCAAGAAGAAGGCUAAGAAGCCUGCAACGAGCCGAGGUGGAACGGCGACCAACACACCAGAUAUCAGCCGACCAGCUUCGCCAGGUCUUGUAGAGAGGGACGAGGGACUCCUAGAGACCACAGAGAAGGCUACAACUGAGCUGCCUACACCUCCUCCCGCUAAGGUCGCUCUUAGAAAGGAGUCGCCCGCGAAGGAAGCGCCUCCAGUAGCCACGGAGGACAAGGACAGGCCCGCCGAGAAAUCAGUCCAGACAGCCGCCUCCGUCUUGACAUCUCUCCAAGCCUCAGGCGAACUGCUGGCUGCAACCGUAGAAGCCAUGUUCAAGACCCCCGUCGCCGGUGUCCUCCAAUCCUCGCCCCAGCGCCGACCACCCGGCCCAUCCGGUCGUGACAGUAACGCCCACAACAACGUAAACCUCCUAGCCAGCUUCGCCGAGCCCAUGCCUCCACUAUCCGAACCCGACAUGGUCCGCCUCGCCGCCGGUAUCCCCGUCCGUCUCAACCAAAAAGGCCCACGAAGUCUCCGCACCCUUAUAACCCCGGGCGGCAAAAUCCUACGCGCCCUAAGCGAGGACGAAGAAAACCGGUUCUUGGAGCUCGAGCGUAGUGUCAAAGCCUCAAUCCACGACAUCGGCCACUUCAACCCCUCCUCCCGGAACGGUGGCGAUCCGCUCAAUGUAGCGCUGGACAAAGCAUCCCGACAUCCUCGCGGUUUCAGCGCCGCCGUCGAAUCCCUCGCUUCCGCUCUCGGUGACGCCGCGCUCGGCUUCGGCGGCGACGCAGACAAGCGCCGCGAUAACGCUGCUCUGGCGCAGGCGGCGCUCGACCAGGCGACGGCCAACAAGUUCGAGGAUGAUGCAAUGGCGUAUGUGAACCAGUUCGUGCUGCCCACACUGCCGAGUCAGGCGCCGCCCACCUCCUCCGUACGGGCUGACAACCCCGUUCUUCCGCCUGUGGGGGGAGUUGCGAGUGGUGGGUACCAUGCACCGGCUGCGGCGGAUAACGGCGCAGGGCAGAGUGCCUUUCUGGACCAGGCGGGCUUCGGGCUGCAGGUUAGUGUUGCGGGGCAGGGGGAGGGCCACUGGGGUGGGGGGCCAGUGUUGAGUGUGGCUGAGGCGGAGGCGGCGCUGGGGGGUAGCAGGAGGGAGGCGGAGAAGUUGGAGAAGCAGCUUAAUGCGCUUAUUAAGAAGAACCGGCGGUUGGUUUUUGGGGGACAUUGA